Apis laboriosa (Himalayan honeybee) is the source of this 496-nucleotide messenger RNA. Its product is annotated as RNA-binding motif protein, X-linked 2-like. The record is from RefSeq and is a predicted model, not a curated record. Gene Ontology annotation, biological process: mRNA splicing, via spliceosome. Gene Ontology annotation, cellular component: U2 snRNP; catalytic step 2 spliceosome; precatalytic spliceosome. Gene Ontology annotation, molecular function: RNA binding. The transcript is spliced from 5 exons. NCBI's taxonomy places the organism in Eukaryota, Metazoa, Arthropoda, Insecta, Hymenoptera, Apidae. Bases 45 to 479 code for a protein of 144 amino acids.
AUAUUCCAAAACAUCACUUGCACUUAUGUUCAGUUAUAUAUAAAAUGAAUCCUUUAACAAACGUAAAAAAUAUACAGAAACUUGGAGAACAAGAAUUAGUAGGCGAUAGAAAAACAUCUUGGCAUGAUCAAUAUAAAAAUAGUGCUUGGAUCUUUAUUGGUGGAUUACCAUAUGAUUUAACAGAAGGUGAUGUAAUAACAGUAUUUUCUCAAUUUGGAGAAGUUGUAAAUAUAAAUUUAAUUAGAGAUAAAGAUACAGGAAAGCAAAAAGGAUAUGGAUUUUUAUGCUAUGAAGAUCAAAGAAGUACGAUAUUAGCUGUUGAUAAUUUUAACGGUACUAAGAUUUUAGGCAGAACAAUAAGAGUUGACCAUGUAUCAAAUUAUAAAGCACCAAAAGAUUCAAAAAAUAUUGAUGAAGAAACUAAAAAAUUAAGAAAAGAAGGUUGUGCUCCCAAAAAAUUUAGUAAAAAUAGUUAUUGAUAAUACGCUAUUAUUUU